AUGAGUCAGGCCGUUCUUGAUGAGACGGAGGAUGUCUCUCUCUUCGAUGCAGAUGAAGAAACCACCAGAAGACCGAAGAAAAAGAAAAUCAAGCACCCCAUUGCGUCAUUUUUCCACCUGUUCUUCCGCGUGAGCGCCAUAGCCGUAUAUCUCCUGUGUGAGCUGGUGUCCUCUAGCUUCAUUGCCUGCAUGGUGACCAUCAUCCUGCUUCUGUCAUGUGACUUCUGGGCGGUAAAGAACAUCACAGGAAGACUGUUGGUGGGGCUGCGAUGGUGGAACCAGGUGGACGAUGACGGGAAGAGCCAUUGGGUGUACGAGUCCAGGAAGGCCGACCCGGGAAAGAAGAGUUCCUCUGAGGCGGAGUCCAGGAUCUUCUGGCUGGGCCUGGUCACUUGUCCUAUUAUUUGGGUCAUCUUUGUGUUCAGCACCCUCUUCUCAUUCAACGUGAAAUGGCUGGCCGUUGUUAUUUUGGGCGUCACGCUUCAAGGAGCAAAUCUCUACGGAUACAUCAAGUGUAAAGUGGGCUCUCCAAAAAACCUAACCAGCAUUGCCAGCAACUACCUGGGGGGCCAGUUCCUGAGACAGACGUUUUCCAGGAACCCCCAAGCCGAGUCUUAGCCCUCACUUGGAAAAUGCACAAAGUACAUUAUAUUUUUACUGCAGACGGGGACUAUUUUUCUUUUUAUCACUACGUAGUUGAAUCUUUU
Messenger RNA from Nanorana parkeri, 707 nucleotides. RefSeq names its product Golgi apparatus membrane protein TVP23 homolog B-like. Gene Ontology annotation, cellular component: Golgi membrane. The coding region runs from base 1 to 618 and encodes 205 amino acids. Gene Ontology annotation, biological process: vesicle-mediated transport; protein secretion. Lineage: Eukaryota; Metazoa; Chordata; Amphibia; Anura; Dicroglossidae. The transcript is spliced from 7 exons. The record is from RefSeq and is a predicted model, not a curated record.